Molecule: messenger RNA, 1871 nt
Organism: Silurus meridionalis
Lineage: Eukaryota; Metazoa; Chordata; Actinopteri; Siluriformes; Siluridae
Gene: cyp7b1
Product: cytochrome P450 7B1
Exons: 7
Coding region: 156-1706 (516 amino acids)
Biological process (GO): cholesterol homeostasis; bile acid biosynthetic process
Molecular function (GO): iron ion binding; oxidoreductase activity, acting on paired donors, with incorporation or reduction of molecular oxygen; heme binding
Source: RefSeq, a predicted model, not a curated record
AUGCGCACGGACCGCCCCGCUGCGGUCUCCUACUGGUAAAUUCAGUAGAGUUCGUUAGAGUUUGUUCGGCGUCACAUGUGCGCACUAAAGGAAGUUACUGAAGAAAUUCAUUUUAAAACCAAUUCCGAGUGCCGUGAUUUAUUUAAGCUGUUGCAAUGUUGGACAUUUUACUGACGAUAACUUUGGGCACAGCUUCCAUUCUUUUGCUUCUUAUGCUGUCCAGCAGAAGACGGAGAGAAGGAGAGCCUCCACUGAUAAAAGGAUGGAUUCCAUUUUUGGGGAAAUCUCUGGAAUUUAAGAAAGAUUCCUUUCAGUUCUUACAACAUCUACAGAAGUAUCACGGAGAUGUCUUCACUGUACUGAUUGCAGGUAAAUACAUGACAUUUGUGAUGAACCCGCUCCUGUACCCAGCUGUCAUUAAGCAGGGGAAGCAGCUGGACUUCCAUGAGUUUUCAGAUGCAGCGGCUUCCACAACUUUUGGCUAUCCUGCUAUGUGCACUGGAAGAUUCCCUGGCUUGAGUGACAAAAUACAGAGAUCAUUUCUGCUCCUUCAGGGCUCAACUCUAAACUCUUUAACUCUGAAAAUGAUGGGAAACUUGCAGCUGGUCUUACAAAAUGUAUUCUUCUCCAGCCAUGUGAUGAAAAGAGAGUGUGAUUGGCGGGAGGAAGGCCUAUAUGAGUUCUGUGAACGUGUGAUGUUUAAGGCAACGUUUCUGACACUGUAUGGGCAACCCCCACAAAUAAACAUGGAGGUUCACUCAAACUUGGACAGUAAGAGUUGGCUAGAUGCUCUGCGGGAUAACUUUAGGAAGUUUGAUGCAAUGUUUCCUCUGUUAAUUGCCCGAAUACCCAUUGGUCUGCUGGGGAAAACUAAAUCUAUUCGGGAGCAACUAAUCAGGUUUUUUCAUCCUAAUGGAAUGGCCACAUGGACAUGUCCAUCAGAGUUUGUACAGGCACGUAAGGAUAUUUUCCAACAGUAUGACACACUGAAAGACAUGGAUAAAGCAGCACACCACUUUGCAAUCCUGUGGGCAUCAGUGGGGAACACUAUUCCGGCAUGCUUCUGGUGUCUGUACCACCUCCUCUCUAGCCCACAGGCAUUUUCAGUUGUGCGAGAUGAGAUUAUAGGCAUGUUUGGAGAAAAGGAGCCUGGGUCCAUUCUUAAGUGUGACAAACUGAAUCGAGAGCACCUAGAGAAACUCAUUUACCUUGAGAGUGCUAUUAAUGAAAGUCUCCGUCUUUCUUCUGUCUCAAUGAAUAUCCGGGUGGUUCAGGAGGAUUUCUGUCUGCGUCUGAACCCUCACUGCUCGGUUUGUUUGCGUAAAGGAGACAUUGUUGCUCUUUACCCCCAGAGCACACAUUUGGACCCUGAGAUCUACCCAAAUCCACAGCAAUACCAGUUUAACCGGUUUGUGGAAAAUGGAAAGAUAAAAACAGAAUUUUACAAAAGCAAUCUGAAGGUUCGUUACUACCACAUGCCAUUUGGAUCAGGGGCUACCAUGUGUCCUGGACGAUUCUUUGCCAUAAAUGAGCUAAAGCAAUUUUUGUGCAUUACACUGUUGAUGUGUGAUUUGCAGCUCAAUGCCGGUCAGCAGAGUGCAACAAUGAACAAAAGCCGAGCAGGUCUCGGCAUAAUGCCACCUGAAAAUCAGAUCUCCUUUAGAUAUAGAUUAAAAAUAAACAGCAUGGAGAGACAGGAUCUGUAGAAGGACUAUAUUGAAGGCAAUAAUGGUAGUGGGACACUGACCUCAUUCAUUAUUAAUUCCUACAUUUACAUAAAAAAAAUAAUAGAUGAUGGGAACGUUUAUAUAUAUAUAUAUAUAUUAUAUACAUAACAAAAAAGUGAACUGAAAAUAUGUCAUAUUGUAGGU